AUGAACGAGGUGUCCCAAGAAGGUCAUCAUCCUUUGAUGCGAUCCAAGCAUCGUGGAAAUAGAGGAGUUCUACUUCCUGUCGACGCACAGGGCCACACUGGUGCUCCUGACUUUCGCAAUACUGCCGACGACAUUGCACGAAUGGAUCCAGCCAAGUGCAACAUUUUUACUUUAUGGGAGAAGCCGAGCUCGCUGUCAGAGCAGCCCUUAUUUCAGCGAUUAGUCAUCGAAGCAUGGCGCCGGCACUCCCAUGAUCUGUGCAACGACCCGUUCCUCAUCACCGAUGACAAUGUGCGGCAAGUCAUUCCAGACAUCCCCGAGGAGUACUUCAAGUUGCCAUACCCUGCCGCGAAGUCGGACUUCAUUCGAUAUGCAGUUCUGUACCACAACGGCGGCAUUUAUGUUGAUUUCGACAUGCUUACCGUGCGAGACAUCGACGAAAUUGUGGAGAAAGUUCAGCGACUGGACUUGGUGUCUUACAGUGACGGCUACGGCCCCGAGCAUGAGUCUUGCGGAGGACGGGUUCACGGGCUUUGGAUCACAGUCUCACCAUAA
Messenger RNA from Symbiodinium sp. CCMP2456, 555 nucleotides. Lineage: Eukaryota; Dinophyceae; Suessiales; Symbiodiniaceae. The record is from the annotation of a GenBank genome assembly.